AUGGACCCGUCCGCAAGACGGGAUCCGGAGCUUGAGCAUUCCGCGGAGAGCGCGCCGCGGGAGCCUGCGCCUGCCGAGCCUCGGCCACGACUGCCUGCGCAUCCCUCCGCAAGCGAGCCCGUUCACCGAUUCGAGCGGGUGCAGACUCUUCCCCAUCAGCCAGCCUCGCGCCUCUCCCCCCCUGAGUAUUCGUGGGCUCCUGCGCGUGUAGCGUCGAACCGUCCUGACGGUCAGCAGCCGCAGCAGCGCGGGCGCUCGCCUCAGCGUCAUCCCCAACGGCAGCCGUCUCCUCGUCGCCUAUCUCCCGCGCGUCGCGAACACUAUCAGCGCAGGGAGGGGGAUCCGCGCUCCCCUGAGCGUCCUCGCUCUCCUCGGCGCCCGUCUCCUCGUGGUCGAGCAGGCCAGCGCUCACCCCGAGCGCGAUCCCCCGCUCAACAAUCACCUCGGCGAGCUCCGGCGACGCGGGGGAAGGGGUCGCCUGGGCGUCGCUGGGAAUCAGGUCGUCGCGAGCCGUCCCCUCCGCGUCCGAAUUCGGGUGGUUCCGCUGGGCGGCGGGGCCGGCGGAAUGGCGGAGGGCGCGGCUCAUCUGGCCGCCAGCCGGAUCCUGCUCUUGAUCACGCUGCGAACACAUUCGUGGAUGUGGUGCGGCAGGCCCGGGCGAGCGGGGGGCCGACUCACGUUCACAUCGAGGUGACAAAUAACCCUCCCUUUGCCGCGGAUCCCGGCCCGGUGGCCCCACUGCGCGCGCCGAUGUUGGCCGAGUAUCUGCCCGCGCGGGUGGGGAGACCCGACUAUCGCUCCCCUCGUCAGGUUCCUGGCUUCUCCGCUGGGUGCUUGACUGUUGGCCGCGUUCCUGGCUGGUCGGCGUCGUUUCCGCUCGAAGAGCAGACUGCACCUCACCCCAAUCCCGUGGGGAGAGACCCCAUGCUGACCAUGUGCCGGAUAUUGAAUCUGGCGGAGGCGUGCGAGGUGGUGGCGAACUUGCAGCUGGCAGUGUGUGGGGCCACCCGGAACUUUCCGAGCAGUUUCGGUCCAGGAUCCCGAGGAUCCUGCGUGACUUUGGCAGGAUCGCUCGAGUCGCCGUUGGCGCCCGUGUCGGAAGCGCCCGCCGGGGUAGCUCCCUUAGCCCGUACUUUCCCCCGCCACGUGGGGGAUCUUGUAGGGGCUGCUCAGGCCGGGACCCCCCUGGACGUGCUCCAGUCAUCGGCGCAUCUUCUUCUUGCGGUAUCGGCGUGUAUGCGCUCGAUGCUUGAGAUGGAGGGGGCGGAGCCGUACACGAUGAACAUGCGCAGUCACACAGUGCGACGGUGCAUGGAGUCCUUAAUAGGAAUGCGAGCUUGA
Closterium sp. NIES-65 is the source of this 1341-nucleotide messenger RNA. The record is from the annotation of a GenBank genome assembly. Lineage: Eukaryota; Viridiplantae; Streptophyta; Zygnematophyceae; Desmidiales; Closteriaceae.